UUCCUUUUCGGGAAGCAAGGGGGUGUGUCCGGAGGCGCCCCCUCCCUCGCUCCUGCCCGGCCCCCGCGGCAGCCCCGCUGCGCGUAGGUGGAGUCCUCGAGCCGCUGCCCCCCGCCCCGCCCACGUGGCUGCCGCGGCCAUGCUGAGGACGCUCCCCCGAGUGCUGCGACCCCUGGCCCCCCGGGGCCCGGGCCGGAACACGGCCCGCGGCUGGGCCUCCCGGGACGAAGCUCUGGGCGCCGAGAUCCAAGUGGGCGCCCUGCGAGGGGAGCGGGAUGCAGGUAUCGUUGAGAUCUUGAUGAAUAGACCUCAGGCCCGAAAUGCUUUGGGCAAAGUCUUUGUCAGUGAGUUGUCAGAUGCCUUGGACGAGCUUCGCCUCGACAGGAGUGUCCGAGUGGUCCUGUUCAAGAGUGGUGUCAAGGGGGUAUUCUGUGCAGGUGCUGAUCUGAAAGAGCGAGAAAGAAUGAGUGAGCCCGAGGUGGCCACCUUUGUGCACAAGCUCCGGAGUCUGAUGAACCAGAUCGCAACAUUUCCUGCACCUACCAUUGCAGCCAUCGAUGGGUUUGCUCUGGGGGGGGGCCUGGAGCUGGCCCUGGCCUGUGAUCUCCGUGUGGCAGCUUCUUCUGCCAUCAUGGGACUGAUAGAGACUACCCGAGGACUCCUUCCAGGGGCAGGGGGGACCCAGCGCCUACCUCGGUGUGUGGGCGUGAGCAUGGCCAAGGAGCUCAUCUUCACAGGACGUCGAAUCAAUGGAGAAGAAGCGAAGGGCAUUGGGCUGGUGAACUAUGCAGUGCCCCAGAACCAGGAGGGCACUGCUGCCUACCACAGGUCCCUAGAGCUCGCCAGGGAGAUAGCUCCACAGGCCCCCAUCGCAGUGAGAAUGGGAAAAGUGGCCAUUGACAAAGGAAUGGAGGUGGACAUCACAUCCGGAAUGGCCAUCGAAGGAAUGUGCUAUGCCCAGAACAUCCCAACCCGGGACAGGCUGGAGGGCAUGGCAGCCUUCCGGGAGAAGCGGCCACCCCGUUUUGUUGGCGAGUGAGUCUCUGACGGUGUGUCCAGGGGUGUCUGCCACCCUGCAGCCUGGGCCCCCAGAGGCAGGAGCACUUAGGAAAGUCAACCCUCUGUUCUGUCAUAAAAUCCUUCACUUUGGUUGGUA
This is a messenger RNA of Dromiciops gliroides (monito del monte), 1156 nucleotides long. It is a transcript of the gene ECHDC2, whose product is annotated as enoyl-CoA hydratase domain containing 2. The record is from RefSeq and is a predicted model, not a curated record. Gene Ontology annotation, cellular component: mitochondrion. The coding region runs from base 140 to 1039 and encodes 299 amino acids. NCBI's taxonomy places the organism in Eukaryota, Metazoa, Chordata, Mammalia, Microbiotheria, Microbiotheriidae. Gene Ontology annotation, biological process: fatty acid beta-oxidation. The transcript is spliced from 10 exons. Gene Ontology annotation, molecular function: enoyl-CoA hydratase activity.